Lytechinus variegatus (green sea urchin) is the source of this 2985-nucleotide messenger RNA. RefSeq lists its product as uncharacterized. Gene Ontology annotation, molecular function: zinc ion binding. Bases 1 to 2985 code for a protein of 994 amino acids. The record is from RefSeq and is a predicted model, not a curated record. The transcript is spliced from 2 exons. NCBI's taxonomy places the organism in Eukaryota, Metazoa, Echinodermata, Echinoidea, Temnopleuroida, Toxopneustidae.
AUGAAUCAUCAGGUAACAAGGCUACCAGUGUCAAAAUGCUUGGAAAAGAAUAACAUCAUCAACCCAAACCAACAUGGAUUUAGGAAGGGACUGUCAUGCGAAACGCAACUUGUUGUGGCCAUCAAUGACUGGGCAUUCAACAUUGAUAAGCAAUGUCAGACAGACGCCUUCUUUCUCAACUUUAGUAAAGGCUUCGAUAAGGUAUUACACACGAAGCUGCUCUGCAAAUUGGAGUAUUAUGGCAUUACUGGUCAAAUGCAUGGAUGGAUCAAAGCUUUUCUAUCAGGCAGAUCUCAGUCAGUUCAUGUUGAUGGAACAUCCUCACCACGAGCCAGUGUUCUCUCAGGCGUGCCGCAAGGCUCAGUCCUCGGGCCUGUGUUAUUCCUGUUGUACACCAAUGACAUCUGUGAAUGCAUCUCGUCACUAAUCAGACUCUUUGCUGAUGACUGUGUGCUGUAUCGCAAGGUCGAGACAAGAGCUGACCAUGCAAUUCUCCAGCGAGAUCUUUCAACAUUAUCGGAUUGGGCAAAACUGUGGGAUAUGUCCUUCAAUGUCAAGAAGUGUGUCAACAUGUGUAUCUCAUUGAAACGACAACCCUUGGCUUGCAACUUUACCAUCAGUGACCAACCUAUUCCAACGGCAACCUCCUGUAAAUACCUCGGUGUGACCAUCACAGACAACCUGAGUUGGAACUCCCAUGCACAGAAGAUAUCCUCCAAAGCUGCUCGUACUCUUGGAAUCAUACGUCGAGCAUUGGGUAAAUGUGACCUGAAAGUGAGAGACAUUGCGUACAAGCAACUUGUCAGACCUCAACUUGAGUAUGCUUCAUGUGCAUGGAAUCCUCACAUACAGAAAGAUGUAAACAUUAUUGAGAGCAUUCAGCGUCAGGGUGCUAGGUUUGUCCUUCACGACUAUAGCAGAGAAUCCAGUGUAACAUCGAUGUUGUCAACCCUUCACUGGGAUACUCUCCAACACAGACGCCUUCUUAGCCAAUGUGAGAUGUUCUACAAAAUUCAUCACAAUUUUGUUUACAUCAACAUGCCACAUCAGAUUAAGUUAAGCAGCAAUUCUCGUCCACAACGUUCACAACACACUGGACAUCAGCUCAAGUACACCCAACCUUUUUGUAGAGUGAACUGCUACAUGUACAGUAUGUUCCCAAGAACCAUCCGUAUUUGGAAUACUCUCCCAAACGCUGCUGUAACUUCGACCUCUAUAGCUGGCUUCCGGGGAGCAACAUUGCCUAUCAUUCAGCAAAUGUUGCCUCCCCCUCCCCUUAAGAUGCUAAUCGAAACAAAUGUCGCAGAUGGAAAUAUUGCAAAUCUUAAAACCAGUGCACCCAUUAAGUCACUUGUUGUUGACGUCAGGAAUAGUAAACAGCUCUGCGACAUGUGUGACGAGCAAUCAAGAGCCGCACACUUCUGUUGCGAUUGUGGUAAGAGCAUGUGUAACGCAUGUCUGCAAGCUCAUAACACAUGGAAACCUAAUCUUAAACAUAAAGUAAUGAGCGUUGAAGAUAUCAGAGGGAGUAGGGUAGUCUUAAAGAAAAAGGUCUACUGUCAAGCAGAAGGACACUCACCAUACGAGUACGAAUGCUCAGACGUAUGCACGACAUGUAAGAAGCUCAUUUGUAUGAGAUGUCGAGUGUUCUACCACGAGAAAAGGGGCCACAAGGUGGUAGAUAUGAAAGAGUACAGUUCGUUUUUCAAGAGGAGUUCUGUAUCACUUGAGGGUCAAGGGAAGACAAAAGCUCCAACGGUCAAGAAUCAUAUGACGUGUAUUGAUAAUCAAAUCAAACGUGUCAAUGACCACAUUGAUGGAGAAAAGUCAAAGCUUGACAAGAUUUGCGAAGAAGCUGCCAAGAAAAUAAAAGAAAUAAAUGAGAGCUUGAAUAUUCAACUGGAUGAUCAGAGCGAACAAUUAGUCCAUAAAUUGAAGGAUAUGAAAAUUGAUGACGAAAGGUUGGUUAAGAGUAUUGAGAGUGCGAGUGAUUUGGUGAGUAAUAGUUUGAAAGGCCCACUAGAAGGAGAUGUUGUAGCGAUUCGUGAUUCAUUGUCUGGUGAAUUGAAGAAUGUACUAGAUAGGGAUGAUCCAAAAGAAAAGGCUGCUUUUGAUGUAGGAGAUCAUGGGGAGGAACUAACGUUUACACCGAGGUUUGAUCCCGAUACAUUAUCAAUUGGGGGAUUGAGAUUUGUGAAAUGUGAGCCGAAAUGCAAUGGAGAACUCUCAAAUAAAGACAGCAUGAAUGGCAUGGCGGCUACAAAAGAUGGCAUGAUGGCUAUCGGCUCUAGAUUUAGAGAACUUGAAACCUUCUCUGCUGAUGGUCAACUGGAGGAGACAGUCAUGAAAGAUCUAUUUAUACGUGAGUUGGUAUUUCUCUCUGAUGGUAGUUGUGUUGUACUUGAUUACGAUAAUAAGAUAUCACUGUACACAUCAGAUACGGAGAAACAGGAUGUAACAUUCGAUACUCUAGAUGAUAGUGAAGGUGGGUUCGGUGGUCUGACUGCAGACAGCAAUGAUCUGAUCUAUGUUAGCUAUAGGGAAGCCAAGAAGAUCCAGGUAUUCUUACCAUCAGGUGGGAAGGCUAUCAGGGAGAUUCCAUGCGAUGGGUAUGAGCCUGGACAAAUCACAAGCUACGGUGAUUCAUUGAUCGUUGUGCAGUUUUACGAUACGAUAAUACGUAUUGAUAGAAAUGGUGAUAUAAAGCAUUUGUUCUGGCAACCUAUGAAAAGUAAUAUUAAUGCUGCCGCGAGUAAAGACAAUACAAUCUUGAUUUCCUCUGUAAGACACGAUGAAGGUCUGCUUAAUAUCGAUGAGUAUUCCGGUGAGCUGAAACACAUCAAGACUCUUAUCUCUGAUUACAAGAUUGAGAAACCUAAAAGAAACUGGUAUUACAUUCGCCAGUUCCAGUCAGGGGAGAUAGCUUUCUGUACACCGGACAGGCUCUACAUAUUUAAUCUAGUAACUAGUGAAGUUACCUCGUAA